CGCUCCCUCGUUCACUCGUCUUCAUGAGGACCAACCACCUCCCUCACUCUCCUGCAGCCGCACACGCUCCUCUACCACAACAAGGAUGUACGGUGCUGUGGGUGUCUGUGUGCUCCUGGUCUCUCUCUCCGUGUCCUGUCUCGCUCGCCCGCGCUCCUCUCUGCCGCAGGAUGGGGGCGAUGUUCUCCCUUCUCAGAUGGAGGCGGGUCUGAGGGUCUCUCGCUCCGACAGCCCACUCAAAACCCAGCCCGUCCCCGACGACCAGGGAGACCCCCGUGCCAACCUCAGCGAGCUGCUGGCCAGACUGAUCUCCAGGAAAGGUUCCGUUCGUCGUAACUCCACGGUGAACAGCAAGGCCGGCUCGCUGACCGCCAACCACCGGAUAAAAGACCGGGAUUACCUGGGCUGGAUGGACUUUGGCCGCCGGAGUGCUGAGGAGUAUGAAUACUCUUCAUGAGGAACCAGCGCGGCGGCCCGACUCACCGUCACAAAUAAAUCAUAUAUUUAUUACUAUUCUUCUUCUUCUUCUUCUUACAAUGAUGAUGAUGAUGUAUUUGAUGUACAUUUGUUUGUAAAUUGAUAUGAUGCAAUAUACACUCAUGCCAAAUUUUCCAGAAACGUUCCUCUCCACGUUUUUGUAGUGUUUUUCGUUGAUGUUCUGUCUUUGGGUCACCAGGGAAGAGUCCAGCUUAAGCCACGCCCCUCUCUGAUGUGUUACAAUAAAUCAGGUCAGCAUUCGACUUUGGCCUUAAACGC
Molecule: messenger RNA, 756 nt
Organism: Colossoma macropomum (tambaqui)
Lineage: Eukaryota; Metazoa; Chordata; Actinopteri; Characiformes; Serrasalmidae
Gene: cckb
Product: cholecystokinin b
Exons: 3
Coding region: 86-457 (123 amino acids)
Biological process (GO): digestion
Cellular component (GO): axon; extracellular region
Molecular function (GO): neuropeptide hormone activity
Source: RefSeq, a predicted model, not a curated record